Molecule: messenger RNA, 904 nt
Organism: Cucurbita pepo subsp. pepo (vegetable marrow)
Lineage: Eukaryota; Viridiplantae; Streptophyta; Magnoliopsida; Cucurbitales; Cucurbitaceae
Source: RefSeq, a predicted model, not a curated record
GGGAGAUGAAAUGGAUGGGAGUAGAAAAUGAUCCAAAAAUAGAAUUGAGAAAAUGAUUUUAAAAAUUGGGUGAAUUUCAGAGAUUAAAUUUAAAAAAUAAUAAUAAUAAUUUAGGAGUGAAAAAAAAGGGAAGAGGAAAAGUUGAUUGCAUUUGCAUUUAGCAUCCACAUGGCAUUGGGUUAAGGGGAAGGGAAAGUGGUAUUUAUAGUUGGCGAGACAUGGCCAAGCUUCUUCUGUGUGCAUAUUUCUUGUAACUGAGAACACAGAUUUCCUAGUCAUGGGGAGGUUGUUCGUGGUGAGCCUCGAAGGAAGGAUCUAUAGCUGCAAGCACUGCCGGACCCAUCUUGCUCUUUAUGAGGACAUCGUUUCCAAGUCUUUCCAAUGCAGACAUGGGAAAGCUUACCUCUUCAAUAAAGUAGUGAAUGUCACUGUUGGAGUAAAAGAAACGAGAAUGAUGAUGACGGGGAUGCAUACCGUUGCUGAUAUCUUCUGCGUUGGCUGUGGAUCAAUUGUGGGAUGGACAUACGAAACUGCCUUUGAAAAGAACCAGAAGUACAAAGAAGGCAAGUCAGUAUUGGAGCGGUUCAAAGUGUCAGGCCCUGGUGGAACCAGUUAUUGGGUCAGCCAUGCUCGAAGUCAUGAAGUAGCACAUGGUGGAGGAAGUGAUGCAGAUGAAGCUUGAUGAUGAUGAUGAUGCCUACCCCCUUAUUAUUCCAAACUGUACAUUCUGCUCUUCCAAUGUUCAUAUUCUUCAACUCAUUGUUCUUCAUCAGUUCCUCAUUUCAGCACAGCUACUAAACUUGCUUGCUGCUUUGUAACCGAACUGGACACAUUUCAUUGUGAUUCUUCUUUAACUUGAUGAUAUUCCUUAACUUUGCAACAGGAUGGAAUGUUUUUCAUUGAA